AUGGCACAGCAACAACAACAACGACGUGAGGACAGUGAGCGCAAGAAUGACGAGUUCGCAUCCAGAACUGCCGUGGACCCAGUAGCCGCCUAUGCUUACGGGGCCACCGGGAAUAAUGCUGGAUAUGGAGCAGUGGCUCCUGGUGGUGCUACCGGAGCAUUCGGUGGCGGCGGUAUGGCUGAUCCUGGAACAACUGGAUAUGUAUACCAGUACACUGCUGAGUAUGCAACUACUGGUGUCCCUCCUCCUGGAUAUGUUGCUGCUCCAACUGCUGGGUUUGGAACCACUGGUGCUGGUGGUGGCGGCCAGAUCGGAGGAGGAGAAGAAAAUGCUAAUCGCAGUGGGGGCAGCGGUGGUGGUGACGCUGGAAUGAACAGGAACAUGGGCGGCGAUCAGAAGUGA
Messenger RNA from Lotus japonicus, 402 nucleotides. RefSeq names its product glycine-rich cell wall structural protein 1.8-like. The coding region runs from base 1 to 402 and encodes 133 amino acids. The transcript has a single exon. The record is from RefSeq and is a predicted model, not a curated record. NCBI's taxonomy places the organism in Eukaryota, Viridiplantae, Streptophyta, Magnoliopsida, Fabales, Fabaceae.